UCUUAUUCUUUCAGAAGCAUACUUCGUUCCAUUACAAAUGGACUCCCAUAUACUUGACGAGUUUGUCAGCAAAAGGAAGAUAUCCAAGGAUACUAUAAGAAGCAAGGAAUUUGCCAGUUUUCUCCUUAAUUCAUAUCCUGGCCAGAAGUUCAAGCCAUUCGAGGAGCUCCACUACUCGAGAGACAACAGUCUCAGAAUCACCAACACCAGUAUUUCAGCUCAGGCUUACUGUCCGUCAGAUGAGACCGUGGACCUUUCCCUUGGAUACAAGACGUACCACAACUACUCGAAACAUGCCAAUAAAGAUGUUGCCAGCAUACAAUGCAGCAAGCUUUUGGCAGUGAAAGAGUGGGAGCAGUCCCAAAGGAGGAGAAUAGACUGCGAUAUCAUCGCUUCGAGAAGAAGCAUCCUCGAAUUGAUGAGUGUGCCAUUUUACAACACCAGAUUCUUACUCAAUAUUGUCUAUUACGACGACCAGAUCUUCAUAGAAAGGGUAAAGAACGAUAAUCAGAAGGUUGAUCCAGCAGGAAUGUGUGGAUACAACUUCGAGGCACACGCAACCCUGAACCCAGUUCCUGCCAGAGAUAACAAGCAGAAGUUCAACUGUAUGGUCAACCACGAGUUCAAGAGCGUCACAGACGAGAAAUAUUCGGUUUUGGUUUCAUGUGAAGUGGAUGCAGUGGAAGACACCCAGUUCGAGAAGUACGAUAAAUACUCCAUACUUGACAACUACAUAGAGCUUAAAGCAUGGGGACUGGUCAACAGAAGGAAGCUCCAGACGGCAUUGAUUCAAUGCUAUCUUGCUGGAGGGAAUAGAUUGGUAUACGGCAAGAGGGACGAUGAAUUCAUGUUGGAAGGUAUCCACGAAGUUGAUGUGAAUGAAAAACUAGGCUUGGAGGAUCCCACCACAGAAGAAUCUCGUUUUCACAAGGAGUUUUUGGAUAAGUGGUUCUCUUUUGUUUUCACGUUUAUCAUCGAGGCAGUGAGGGAUUAUGAGAACAAACCCAAGUAUGGGCCGUUCCAUCUUACUAUGAAGUGCGACGACAAUCUCACCAUCGAAAGAACCCAGGGAAAAUUCUUGCCACGUAAGAACUACAUCACACCGGACUGGUUCCAGAGUUGGAGAAGAUUGCUUCGCAAACAAGUCAAUGCCGACAAAAUGAAGGCGCUGACGGGAGUUGAAGAUGAGAAAACCCCAAGCAAGAAGAAGCAUUCCAUUGAGUCCACUCUGGCAGAGGACCAACUUAUUGCGGGCAUUGAGAAGUUAGGAAUCAAGAUGUAAUAGAUUGUUCUCUAUAUAUAGGGAACUUUUUUUGGCUUCGUCAACUGAAGUAGUUAAUGCUAAGUCAAUCACAUGUAAUGACCUUUCA
Suhomyces tanzawaensis NRRL Y-17324 is the source of this 1370-nucleotide messenger RNA. RefSeq lists its product as uncharacterized. The record is from RefSeq and is a predicted model, not a curated record. Gene Ontology annotation, biological process: NAD-cap decapping; nuclear-transcribed mRNA catabolic process. Gene Ontology annotation, molecular function: mRNA 5'-diphosphatase activity. Gene Ontology annotation, cellular component: nucleus; cytosol. NCBI's taxonomy places the organism in Eukaryota, Fungi, Ascomycota, Pichiomycetes, Serinales, Debaryomycetaceae. Bases 38 to 1282 code for a protein of 414 amino acids. The transcript has a single exon.